GCGGCGGCGGCGCUGCGUGGGGCCCGCCGGCUUCUCCUCGGCCUGGCCGCGGCCGCCCGGUGGCACUGGGCUCCGGUACCAUGUUCAGGCGGAUCCUGCAGCGGACCCCGGGCAGAGGAGGCUCUCAGAGCUCAGACUCGGAUUCAUCUGCAGCGCUGGGGAAUGCUGUGGACGUGAACAGCGAAGGCUCCUCUGAGGGCUUCAUCUGUCCACUGUGUCUGAAAGUGUGUGUGACUCCCUCUGCUCUGUCUGAGCACUACCAGCAUGAGCACGCUGGCCCAGAAGGACGCCAGGAGCUCCGUGACCUCCCAGCUCUCACUGGCUUUAUUUGUCCUCUCUGUAUGAAGUCUCAUGGAUCAGCUGAGGAGCUGUUCAAGCACUAUGAAGCAGUCCAUAACUCUGGCCUGGAGUCAAGUCAUGGAGGGGAAGGUCAUCUGUCACCAGAAAGGGAUGAAGUCUCACUGCUGCGACAAGAAGUGCAGGACCUGCAGGCUUCGCUCAAGGAGGAGAGGUGGUACUCAGAAGAGCUGAAGAAGGAGCUAGAGAAGCGGCAGGGGCCGCGGCAGCAAGAUGCCAAGCCUGAUGGAUUGCCAACAACCACAUCUACAGACUCGUUGGAACGGCAGCUGGAAGAGGUCCAAGUAGAGAAUUUCAACAUUAAGCAAAUGAAAGACUUAUUUGAGCAGAAAGCAGCCCAGCUGGCCACUGAGAUUGUUGAUCUCAAAUCAAAGUACGACGAAGAACUCAGCCUGCGGGAAGGAGCAGAGCAGAAACUGGCAAACCUGAGGCAGGAGCUGCAGAAGGAGAGGAGUGCAGUGGAAGACCUGAAGACAGAGCUGCUGCAAAGGCCUGGUGUGGAAGAUGUGGCUGUCCUGAAAAAGGAACUGGUGCAGGUGCAGACACUGAUGGACAAAAUGACCUUGGAACGCGAGCGGGAGUCUGAGAAGCUGAAGGAUGAGUGCAAGCAGCUGCAGGCAGAGCAGGCAAGCUCAGAGGCUACCAUUAACCAGCUAAGAGCUGAACUUGCCAAAGGACCUCAGGAGGUGGCUGUGUAUGUGCAGCAGCUGCAGCAACUCCAAAGUUUAGUCAAAGAGCUUGACCAGAAGAACCAGGGCCUGACUGAGAAGCUGCUGAAGAAGGAACUGGACUACACCCAGCUAGAAGAAAAGCACAAUGAAGUGUCUGUGAGCAAGAAGAACAUCCAGGCAAGCUUUCAUCAGAAGGACUUGGACUGCCAACAGCUCCAGGCCAAGCUGUCUGCUUCUGAAGCCUCCAUACAGAGGUUACAGACAGAGCUAGGUGAGAAGGGGGAGGCAAGCCAGAAGCUUAAAGAGGAGUUGUCUGAAGUAGAAACAAAGUGCCAGCAUCUGAAGGCAGAGUGUAAACAGCUCCAGCAGCAGAGGGAGGAAAAAGAGCAGCACAGCCUGCAGCUCCAGGGUGAGCUCAGCCAGCUGCACAGUAAGCUGCUGGAGGCCGAGCGGCAGCUGGGGGAAGCCCAGGGGCGGCUGAAGGAGCAGAGGCAGCUCUCCAGUGAGAAGCUGAUGGACAGGGAGCAGCAGGUGGCUGACCUGCAGCUGAAGCUGUCUCGGGCCGAGGAGCAGCUGAAGGAAAAAGCAGCAAACUCCACAGAUUUGCAGCACCAAUUGGACAAAGCCAAGCAGCAGCACCAGGAGCAGCAGACACUUCAGCAAAACACCACAGCAAAGCUAAGGGAAGCCCAGAACGACCUGGAGCAAGUCCUGAGGCAAAUUGGAGACAAGGACCAAAAAAUACAGAACCUGGAGGCUUUGCUUCAGAAAAGCAAGGAGAACAUCUCCCUGCUGGAAAAGGAGAGGGAGGACCUGUAUGCAAAAAUCCAGGCUGGAGAAGGAGAAACUGCAGUGCUCAACCAGCUGCAAGAGAAGAACCAUGGGCUGCAGAUCCAGGUAACUCAGCUGACAGAGAAGCUGAAGAAUCAAUCAGAAAGUCACAAACAGGCUCAAGAGAAUUUGCAUGAGCAAGUGCAGGAGCAAAAGUCCCAUCUGAGAGCUGCCCAGGACAGGGUCCUUUCCCUGGAAGCAAACAUCACAGAGCUCAGCAGCCAGCUCAAUGAGAGCAAAGAGAAAGUGUCACAGCUGGAUGUGCAGGUCAAAGCAAAGACUGAGUUGCUGCUUUCAGCAGAAGCCUCCAAAGCUGCCCAAAGAGCAGAUCUGCAGAACCACCUGGACACUGCCCAGCACGCACUGCAAGAUAAGCAGCAGGAGUUAAACAAGGUCAGUGCCCAGCUGGAGCAGGUGACAGCUAAGCUGAAUGACAAGCAGGAGCACUGCACUCAGCUGGAGGGCAGCCUGAAAGAGCACAAGGAGAAAUGUCUGUCUCUGGAGCAGAAAACUGAAGAGCUGGAGGGACAGCUGAAGAAGCUGGAAGCUGAUGGCCUGGAUGCUAAGGCGAGCAGAGAGCAAACUCUGCAGGAGCUACAGCAGCAGCGGCGGCAGGCGGCAGAGGCAGAGCUGAGGGCAGCAGAGCUCAGCAGAGAGCUGGAAGCAGCACGAGAAGCAGUGUCCAAUGCUGGAUUGGAUUUGCAGAAGAAAUCUGAGGCCCUUCAGCAAGUGAAACAGGAAAUGUCCAAGCAGGAGGAGGAAAAGGCCAGGCUGAAACAAAGCCUGGAGAAAUCCAGUCGGGAGACAAGUCAACAGCUCAAGGAAUUAGAGUCUAAAAUGCAGGCAGCAACGUCUGAGCUGCAGCAAGUGAAGCUGGAGAAGGAGUCUCUCUUCAAGGACCUUGCAGCUACCAAAGAGAAGCUCUCCAAAAGCUCUGAGUCCUUCAAAAAGAGGAAGGAAGAGCUAGAGAAAGACAUCCAGAAAGGCAAAGCAGCUGUGGCAGAGAUGGAGAAAUCUUACCAAGAAGUCAAACACCAACUGCAGGUCCAGACAGAGUCUGUAGCUAAAGAGAGGAAUGAACUGAAGAACUCCUUGGAGAAAAAGGAAGGGAUUGCCAAGCAGCUGUCUGUGGAGCUGGACUCAGCACGGGCACAGGCGCUGGAGAUGCAGGGGCUGCUGAAGGAGAGGGAGAAGAGUGAGCAGCACCUCCAGGGGAAGCUGAGGGACUUAAAGGAGUCUUUUGAGCAGAAGAAAAAACACAGUGAGACCCUGCAAGCUGAGCUGAAAACUGCCCUUCUGGAGAAGGCAGAGCUGGAGAAUAAACUGCAGCAGCAGUCGAUUUUGUCAGCACAGGAGCUGAAGGCAGAGAAGGUCAAGCUGGCAGAGCUGCAGAAGACCCAUGAGACACAGAAGGAAAACAUGGAGAAGCUGCAGCUGGACCUUUAUGGGAAGGAGUCUGAGCUGCUGGCAACCAGGCAAGACCUGAAGGGCACAGAGGAGAAGCUUGCCCUGGCCCAGGAGGAGUUGGUCUCCAGCAGGAAUCGCAUUGCCAGCAGCAGUCAGCAGAUCCAGGAACUGAAGAAAGCAAAGGCCACUCUGGAGCAGGAUGCAUCUAAGAAGGAGCAGCAGCUGAGUGAGAAAACCAAGAUGCUGCAGGACCUUCAGAGUGACAGGAUUUUGAAAGAAAAAGACCUGGCUAAUGAGAAAUGUAGAACAACAGAGCUCCAGGAAAUCAGGAGCAGGCUUGAAAAAGAAAAUGCCAAGCUGGGGGAAGAGCUGAGAGCCUGCAAGCAAGAAUUUGAGAAGGAGGUGACAGACCUCAAGGAUGCAAAGCAGCUCUUGAUCCAACAGAAAUUAGAGCUGCAGGGCAAAGUGGAUAAUGUGACUUCAGCUCUGGAACAGGAGAAGAAAACCCAGCAGGCUGCCAAGGAGCAGCUGAAAAAGAGGGAAGAGGAGCUGAAGAAAGAGUGUGCUGAAGUGGAAGCUAAGCUGCAUGCAGAGAAACAGGAGAAAGAAGAGGAAAACAGGAGACAUGAGGAGAAGGAGGCCAAGCUCAGCAUGCAGGUGACAGCCCUGAAUGAGAACCUGGCUACCAUGAAGAAGGAGUGGCAGAGCAGCCAGAGGAGAGUGAGCGAGCUGGAGAAGCAGACAGAUGAUCUGCGUGGGGACAUCGCUGUGCUGGAAGCAACAGUGCAGAACAAUCAGGAUGAGAGGAGAGCUCUGCUGGAGAGGUGUAUAAAAAGUGAGGGAGAAAUUGAAAAGCUUCAAGCCAAACUUGUAGAAAUGAAGAAGAAACUGGACAACACCACUGCUGCCAUGCAGGAGCUGGGCAGGGAGAACCAGUCUCUGCAGAUCAAACACACCCAAGCUCUCAACAGGAAAUGGGCAGAAGACAACGAGGUGCAGAACUGCAUGGCCUGUGGGAAAGGCUUUUCAGUGACAGUGAGGAGGCAUCACUGCAGGCAGUGUGGGAACAUCUUCUGUGCAGAGUGCUCAGCAAAGAAUGCCUUAACCCCCUCCUCCAAGAAGCCUGUCCGGGUCUGCAACACCUGCUUUAAUGACUUGCAAGGGUGAGAGGCUGGCGCCGCUCAGGAGGAACUGUCCCACUGCAGCCGCUCCCUGCUGGCGGUGCCCUUGGCUCAGCGCUCAGGCUGCUGCCCACCCGGGCCACUGGCAGUACCCACCUCGGGCCACAGGGAGGUUGUUGUCAGCUGUUUCUUGCUGCCAGCUCCAAGCGAUGUCUUUCUUUUUGGUGGAGACUUUGGGCUCAGAUCGCGCUCAGCUUAGCGCCGCUGGCCCCGGACAAGAGCUUCUUCUGUCUAGGUUAGAGCUCCCCAGGCUCUGUGUAAAUAAAGCUGUAAGAGAGGAGUCACAAUGUAUUUUUUUAUCUCUUAUUUUUGUUGUUCAAGAGAAACAGCCUUGAUCUGCUGCUGCAGCCUGGGCCUCCUGUCCUCCGGGGGAGACAAAGGGAGGCGCACAGAGCCGGGAGGGUUUUAGGUGUCCAAUCUCACUGCCGCCUCGCUGCAUCCCUGCUGCUCUUUGUAACCCUUGCUGAUUCUGGGGCCUGUUCUGUUCUGCUCCUUCUUCUCCCUCACAUUCACAGGAGCAGCUGCACUUGGCUCCAGUUCCCUUUUACAGCCCCAGCCCUUACCCAGCUUCUCCUGCCCUCGGCUGCCGGAGCGCCUCUGCCGGUGCUGGUGUGUGUGAGAGGAGGAGGAGUGUGAACAACAGGUGAGGCAGGCUGGAGCUGGCACAGCAGCUGCACACCCUGGCUGCUCUGCUCUCACUUGGACACCUGGAUCUUGGGACUCCAGAAACUCUCUGAUGUGGGUUUUAAAGAAGCAGACCCUCAGGACUGGUUGUGGCCUGCAGCUCCUCUCUGCCUCUGCCCACGCCUGGAAGCCCUGAGAGGUCCUUGUGGUGCUGAGGCACACUCAGACCUUCCACGCCAGGUAUCCCCCUCAGGAAAAGGCUUUUGGAGGCUGCUGCAGUUUAUUUGAUGUCUUCUUCUGUCCCUUCCCUCAGCUUUAGGUGGGAGAAGCCAAAGUCCAGCUACACCUAACCAACCUUAGCUUCCCAGUGCUCCACCUGAGCCCUGCUGCUGGAGGGGCUUCAGCUCUGGCAGGAUCAGUUCUGUGCAGAGUGGUGCUGGGAAUCUGCUGCUGCUGCCUUGCUCACAGCCAAAACUGGAGAGUCCUGGCUGGGCCCUGGGAGCACAGCUCGAAGGCAGAGGCCACUGCUCUGCCUUUGCAUCUUCAGUCAUGUUUUUUUCCUGCCUGGCUCUGAUUUUCCCCUCCUGUCUUUGAUUUUCCUGCCUGUCUCUCUCUGAUUUUCCUUCCUAUCUUUGAUUUUCCUGCCUGGCUCUGAUUUUCCCCUCCUGUCUUUGAUUUUCCUGCCUGUCUCUCUCUGAUUUUCCUUCCUAUCUUUGAUUUUCCUGCCUAGCUCUGAUUUUCCUGCUUGUCUCUGUCUGAUUUUCCUGCUUGUCUCUGUCUGAUUUUCCUGCCUGGCUCUGAUUUUCCUUCCUAUCUCUGAUUUUCCUUCCUAUCUCUGAUUUUCCUGCCUGCCUGGCUCUGAUUUUCCUGCCUGCCUUUGAUUUUUCCUGCCUGUCUCUGAUUUUCCUGCCAGCUCUGCCUGGUAUUUCAAGCCCAUUAUGGUUACUUCUUCCAAGAGGAGGUUUUGCCUUUGCUCUUUGGAGCCCUUUGUCUGAAAUGCCCUGAUAAAUUCUUCUCCCCCCCCAGACCUUUCCCUGUGCUUACAAAAUGUUGCUGGCUGCUCAGAGAAGAGGACUUUGUCCUGGAACCUUCUGCCUCUUGCCUGGGGUAAGGAAUGAAGUCCUGCCCUGAUGCUGGCAGCUUAGGCACUGCUGGGCAGAUGUGGUUUGCUUUGCCCUCUGGCAGUGUGAAUGGAGUCUCUGCUAGUCCUGGGUGGCUCCAGCUGAAGCCCUGCUCCAGCAGCAGAGCUCUGCCUCCUCCAGCUCCCUCCUUAGCUUACCUCUCCAGCUCUACACUGGCAGCCUCCAGGAGUCUUCCUCAAGGAGUUUUCCAUUCUUCCUUCCCCCAAAGCCAUCUGAAUUCUGCCUCUCCUUGCUGCAGGAAGGGUUUGGGAUCCAGCCAUGGUUUGUGUGAGAUACUGACCCUGCUUUUCUGGUUCAAACCUGAGAGCUGCUUGCUUAAAAGAAGUAACUGCUGCAAGAAUUCCACUGAGCACAGGCUCUGGCCUGGCUGUUUCUCCUUGUCACUGUAACUGUUUGGCACAAGAACCUUUGGAAUAGAAAAUACAAACAGAAUCUCUGCCUCUGGGAA
This is a messenger RNA of Pogoniulus pusillus (Red-fronted tinkerbird), 6661 nucleotides long. RefSeq names its product early endosome antigen 1 (gene EEA1). Gene Ontology annotation, cellular component: early endosome. Gene Ontology annotation, molecular function: 1-phosphatidylinositol binding; metal ion binding. Bases 81 to 4433 code for a protein of 1450 amino acids. Gene Ontology annotation, biological process: endocytosis. The record is from RefSeq and is a predicted model, not a curated record. Lineage: Eukaryota; Metazoa; Chordata; Aves; Piciformes; Lybiidae. The transcript has 30 exons.